GAGAGAGAGAGAGAUCUGCGCAUGGAGACGGAGCUUCGCGUUUGGAAAACAGCAUCUUUCCCUCCACUCUGCUCCUCCCCUCUUCCCUCUCGGCAUCUCUCCCACGCUCCAAAGCUCAGCCUUCAGCUCCCCGGAUCCUCCCAAAUUCUCCCGAGCUGAGCUGAGGUGGGCGUGUGGAGCCUCUGACCCUCUCUCGCCCACUCUCUUUCUCUGACUCUCCCUCUUUGCUGCAGCUACAGGGGGCUAUGGAUGGACUGCGUUUACCUCCACUCAUCGAGGAGGCUUUGGACUCUACAGGCAUCCUUUUCUAAUAUCGCUGUCAUCUUUUCAUCAGAUGACCCAUGCGAUCUGAAAGCAGAGUGCAGCCCCACCAUGGACAACGAGAUGACAGCGAAGGAGAGAGGCGUUCUGGAGGAGAACAACGAGAAAGAGGAGAUGGACCAGGAGAGAGCUCAGGAGGAGGAGGGGGAAGAGAAGAAGCUGAAGGAGGAGGAAGGUGAAGGGGAGGAGAAGAGGAAGCCGGAGCAGGAGCCGCUGACAGAGGAGCAGGAGCUGGAGGAGCUGAGGGCCCAGGUGCUGCAGCUGCUGCUGGAGCUGGACGAUGCCAGAGAGACCUCCAACAAACACCAGGAGAGCUUCCAUGAGCUGCAAGGUCUGCUGGAGGAUGAGCGUCUGGCAAGUGCCCAUCAGGCUGAAGCCUUCACACGCCAGAUCCAGAAUCUCCAAGCCCAGCUGCGUUCUGUGCAGGAAGAAAUGGACAGCCUGGAGGAGGAGAAGGAAAGCGAACUGGCCGAGGCCCAGGAGGAGCUGCGCGUUGCUCAGGAGGAGGUGAUCCUGCUCCAACAGGCGGCAGAGGAGGCGGCAGCAGAGAGGGAGAACGACAUUGCCUCGCUGCAGGAGGAGCUGUGUCGCCGGCGGGCCGAGCUGCAGCGCCUCAGCGAGGAGACCCAGGAGUACGAGCUGGAGAUCACCACGCUGAGAGCCGAGAUCAGCAUGAAGAGUCAGCGCAGAGAGGCCGAGAGGAAAGAGGGUGACGUGGAUCUGCUGAAGGAAGAGUGCCGUGUGCUGAAGGAGGAGUGUCAGACCCUGAAAGAGGACAACAGACGUCUCUCUGAGAGGCUGCAGCUGCUGCAGAGACAGAGGACAUGCUCCAGUGUCUACCUGUCACUGAAAGAGGAGGACGCAGAGGAGGGCACAGAGGGGAAGGAGAUGGGAAUUGGCUCGGAUGAGGUCAUGACAGAGAGUUACAUGACCAUGGCCCAGUCUGAGAACUGCCGCCUCGUGGACGCGUCCAUCCAGAAGAAUAUUUCAUUUGAUGGAAAGCCCAUGACACCAACCGGCUGGAAUGGAGGCAUCGGGGAGAUCUUCUCCCUGAGAGACCAGCUCAAACAGGCAGAGGAGAAGGCCUCACAGGUUCAGAGAGAGUGUAACGGUCUGAAGAUGGAGCUGCAGGAGCUGCAGGUACUGUAUGACUGCAGCCAGAGGGAGAGAGCAGAGCUGGAGGAGGAGCUGCAGCGCUGCAAGGCAGAGCUGGAGAAGCUGUCAGGGGGGGCUCAGAGAUUCAUCCAUGCGUCUGAGCACCCUGUUCUCUCCAUCCCCUUCAUAGGAAUAAUUGUAAUAUUGGCUGUGGUCUGGUGCUGGUUGUCGGAGCUGGCGUCCCAGAGGGCAAGGGGAGUGAGGUAGGUUGGAACUCCAUUUUGACUAUCACUGCAGCCACAGCAGUGCUACUAAUGAUGACUAGCUUGUUGAGAGCCCUCGUCCGAUGUUGACUGGAUGGGCAACAACUGCACAGGGACAGACGUCUGCUUCAGACCAGCCCUCGUUCUCUCCUGCCAUGUCUAUAGACUGAACUGGAUUUCUCUUAAUGUGAUAGAGCUGACAGCGGUGUGGUACAAAAUGUAUAGGAAAUGUUGUCGCUAAUGAAAAGGUACUACAUGUACUGAGAAUGAUGCGCUCAGUCUCAUUUAAGACUGAAGAUGAUGAUGAGUAGACCUGCAGAGAGCCCACAUGAGGACCGAUCUCACUCCACUAAAUGUAUGCUAGUGCUGUGUCACUCUUCCUCUGUGUCUGUGAAUAUUAUUUUUCUCUCCUUUAGCUAACAAUGUGAUAAAAAUGAAGGUUUUGAUUAUUAAUGUGCACCAAUUGGUUUUCAAAUUAUGUAACCAUUAUUUAUUUAUUUGUUUGUUUGUUUGUUUAAAUAUUUAAUUUCAUAGUUACAUAGUUCAUAGUGGUCUCUGAUAAUAAU
Molecule: messenger RNA, 2245 nt
Organism: Sander lucioperca (pikeperch)
Lineage: Eukaryota; Metazoa; Chordata; Actinopteri; Perciformes; Percidae
Product: coiled-coil domain-containing protein 136-like
Exons: 10
Coding region: 250-1683 (477 amino acids)
Biological process (GO): single fertilization; acrosome assembly
Cellular component (GO): acrosomal membrane
Source: RefSeq, a predicted model, not a curated record